This is a messenger RNA of Plasmodium malariae, 5997 nucleotides long. Its product is annotated as transcription factor with AP2 domain(s), putative. Lineage: Eukaryota; Apicomplexa; Aconoidasida; Haemosporida; Plasmodiidae. The record is from RefSeq and is a predicted model, not a curated record. Gene Ontology annotation, molecular function: DNA-binding transcription factor activity. Bases 1 to 5997 code for a protein of 1998 amino acids. The transcript has 2 exons. Gene Ontology annotation, biological process: regulation of DNA-templated transcription.
AUGUUUGCUCUUAGAACUAGCUCAAAUACUAGCAAAAAAACAGGUGAAGUGGAUGAGAAAAAUAAAAGGUCAAGUUCGAAAGGUGAGAACGAAAAUUCGGAUGAGGGAAAAAAUGCAUAUAUUGAGGAUUCAUUAAAUAAGAUGGAUAAUUAUAUGAACUAUUCAGAACAACAGACGCAGUUAUAUCCAAUUAGUAGAACAGCAACACCGCUUUUAAUUAAUAUGGGAAGUAUGGAGAGUGUGAAUGAAGGGACGUUUAAUAACAUAGCAAAGGCAGCUACGAUUUUAAAUGAUGAUGAUCAUACGAAGCAAUUAAGUGAAAAUGAAGAAGACAAUGAUGAAGAACAAACGGAUAAGCAACAUAGUGGAAACUGUAGUAACAAAUAUGAAAAUAAUGAUAAAGAUAAUGAUGGUAUUGAUUUUGAAUCCGAAAAAAUGGGGUUAGAAAUUAAUGAAAAAAGACUAAUUUGUGAGAGUGACGAGAAAUUAGAUAAUACACAUCCAAGUGAAGAUAUAAGUAAUGAUAAAUUUUAUAUUAAUUGUAAAGAUGAUAAGGUAGAUGAUGAUUUAAAAGGGGAAGAAAUAUACGAAGUUGAAGAGAUGGAAGAAGAAGAGGAAGAGGAGGUAGAAGACGUAGAAGAGGAACGAAAUCCGCGGUUAUACAGUAUUAAUGACAACAGUAAUUCUUCUAGUGGUAAUGGAAAUGGCAAUGUAUGUGGUAGUAACAAUAAUGGCAACAGUACCAACAGCAAUGAUAACAUAGAAGGGGGGGAGUCAUUGUGUGCUUCAUAUAAAAAAAAAAAAAGUUCAGACACAUCGGACUUCAAUGAAAAGAAUACCCAUAAUGAUUGUAAUAAUAAUAUAAUUAUCAGUAGCAGUAAUAGAAGAAGUGGAUAUGGAAAGAAAAUAUAUGAUGAGGAGGAGUCGAAUGAGAAGCUUGACAAUAAUUUUAUCAGUUGUAGUAAUACAUGUGCUUAUAAUAAGGAGGAAGUUAAGUCAGAAAACUCAACGGGCAAGGAGGAAAACGAAAUGGACAAUAACAUGGAUGACAGUAACAGUAAUAGUAACAAUAGUAACAACAUCAACAACAGUAACAACAGCAAUCAUAGCAACCAUAGUAACGAUAAUGAUGACGAUCAGGAGAUCAUGAACAACGGAAGUAGCGAUCAUUUCAAGCAUACAUUCAUAAAAGAUUUGCUGUCAAAAAAAACAAAUUUAGAACAAGGAUCUAUAAAUCAAAAGAAAGCAUUUUCCUUAAUUGACAAUUUUUUGAAUAUAAAAAGUAAUGAUGAUAUGAACCAUGAUAGUCAUCUUUAUGAAAAAUAUUAUUCGGAGGAUAGGAAAGAGGUAAUAAUGAACAACUGCUCUGGUGGCAUUGUUGGAAGCUGCACGAGUAUGAUGAGUACAAACAACAAUAACAACAACGGAAGCGGUAGCAAUGAUAACAGCAGUACUAACAUGCCUUGCAGUAGUAGUGUGAGUAGUAACCACAUGCCUUGCAACAGCAACGUGAGUAACAAUGUGCUUUGUAGUAGUAGUAUUAGUAAUAAUAAAGUGAGUUGUAUUGGGCAUCGAGAACAUAACAGUUUUGACGGUUACAGGUGCAUUAUUGAUAACACAAAUAAUAUGAAUGAAUCUAUUAGUAAAAGUGAACUAAUUAAAAAAUCAAAAAUUAUAUGUUUAAGUUAUUUAAGGAUUAUGAAAAGGUUAACAUCUCUAUGGGGGGAAGCAAACAAAGCAUUUGAAUAUCAUUUUGUAAAUAUAUUAAAUAAUAUAGAAAUUAAUAAUUUAGAUAUAUACUUGUGUUGUUUUUCAAAUUUAAAAAUAUGUUCUGCUAAGAAUUUAUUUAUGGAUUCAGUUAUUGAAUGUUUAGAAGAAUUAGAAAUAAUUAAAAAAUUUAAAAUGUUACAAAGUCAUGGUGAUAUCAUAAUAGAAAAAACAAGUUGUUCAAGUGACGCGUGCUCAUUAGAUAUUAACGAAAUGCGUAAACAAAUAAUAGAAGAAGUAGAGAAUAAUUUGACAAAAGAAGUUGUUGACGAAAUGCAUGAUUUAGCUUUAAGAAAUCCAUACUUUAGUACCUCAUAUUAUCUAAGUAAUAGUACAAACUCGGAUGGUGAGCCCACCAUAUUAAGUAUGUAUUGUGGUGCACAAAGGAAUAGCAAUAAUGUUUGCACAAAUAUCAGUAAUACAAACAUUGCACCUAUCGAUUUCAAACGGGGAAAGAACCAUUUAUAUUGCAAUAAUAACAACAGUGUUAGCAGCAUUAGUAAUAUUAACAACGUUAGCCAUAUUAAUAAUGUUAAUAAUGUUAACAAUGUUAGUAAUGUUAGCAAUGUUAGCAAUGUUAGCAAUGUUAGCAAUGUUAGCAACAUGAACAGUAUUAACAAUAACAAUAAUAAUAGUAGUAGCAGUAACGGAAGUAGAGUUCACUGUAAUAAUUUCUACGGUAAUUGUGGAGGAGUAGGAGUAGCAAAUACUCAUCUUAAUUAUGGCUGUACCUUACACGCAAAUCAUUUUGCAUGUACAAGUCCACUUCAUUUAAAUUGCAUGAAUAGUAGCCAUUUUUUUAACUGCCCUAAUAGUAGCACGAAUGUUCCUCUGACAGGUGGGACUGCUGCUGGUGAUAGCAAUGGUAAUAGUAAUAACCAUAUCAAUGGUAGUAGUAACAACAGCAAUAAUAAUAAUAACAGUAACAGCCAUAAUAAUAAUAGUAAAAGCUCAUUUUUAAGUAACAACUGUAAUGCGAAUAUGCGCAUGAGCAGCAGAGGUAACAACAUGACUUACAGUAACCAUGGCUCUGUUUCCAAUCUAAGCAAGAAGAAAUGUAGUUACUCGGAUGAAAACAUUCUGAACAAAUUAAAUGUCAGCAUUGAUUAUAAUUCCUACAACGAUUUUAACAACAAUUAUAUUCAAGAAGCAGAAAAAGUCGUAGAAAAAUACAAAAAUCUGAGUAAGUUGAACUCUAAAGAAAGUGAGAAUAUGUAUAGCACGUGUAGCCAUUCUACCAUGCAUGAUAUAAACAAUAAUAAUAGCAGCACCAACAACAGUAAUAACAAUGGUAAUAACAACAUCAACAACAAUUGUAACGGUAACAGCAACAGUAAUAGCAGUAGUAAUAACAACAGUAAUAACAACAUUAAUAAUAGCUGUAAUAAUCUGAAUGCAUAUAUUCAUUUAAAAAUGUUCAUGGCGGAAUAUGCAAAUUCGUGUAAAAAUGAUAAGUCCAAGUUGAAGGACCUGGACAUAAGUCCGAGUGAUUUGAAUAUCUUGAGGCACCAUCUCUACGCUCAGCUUAGCGCAGCACACGCGAUGGAGGAUAAAGGACUGAGUGACGUGUACAACAACAUUGAGAAUGAGUCCAUGGAUCUGAAAUGUUAUUAUGAAAAUAAAUUGAAGCUUGACUGUGUUAGCAAUAAUGAUGUGAACAAAUUCCAUCAUCAAGAUUACAAAUAUAAGGAUGAAAACAACUAUGAUGACCGGGAUUGUUACUCGAAGUAUGAUAGAGAACAAGGAGUGCUAAAUAUGAAUGAGAACAGCUAUAAUUUGUUAUCAAGUAGUCUCCAAAAUAUGCUAAGAAAGAGAAAAAUACAUGAUAAUCAUCAUAUGCCCAUGUGCAACAAUAAUAGCGGUGGGUGUAAUGGAAGUGAUGGGUGUAAUGGAAGCGAUGGGUGCAAUGGAAACAGCUGUAAUACGAUUCUGAACAAUAGUUCCUUCGAUGACUUGAAUUACUUAUUAUGUAACACAAACGUUUUAAAAAAGCUAAAAUUUAACUUGUUAGAAACGAAAAAAAAUUGCAAUAAUGAUAGCGCUAGUAGUGGUAAUAAUAAGGGCAGUACUAUUGGCAAUGCUAUUAGCAAUGCUAUUAGUAAUGCUAUUAGCAAUAACAUUGGCAAUAGCAUUAGCAAUAGCAUUAGCAAUAGCAUUAGCAAUAACAUGAGCAAUAACAUGAGCAAUAACAUGAGCAGCAGCAUGAAUGACAUUAGCGGUAGCAUGAACAGUAUUAGUAGUAGUAUUAACAACAAUAAUAAUGUUGGCAUAAGCAGUGGAGGAGGUGAUUAUAGGAAAAAGGACUCGAACGAGUUGUCAUUGGAUGAUUGCAGUUCGCACAUAAUGCAUGUAAGAAAAACUUUUGGAUGUAAGAAUAGUAAUAUAAAUAAUAGUAAAAAUUUUAAAGAAGUGUUAACAUUAUCACAAGAGAAUUUGAAAAAGAAAGGAGGAAGUAUAGUAGGGGGAGGAUGUGCAGGAGGAGUAGUACUCGGAUCAUCUUUUAAAAAUACCGGGGAUCAUAUAAACCCUAGUACGUUGUAUGAUUUUAUAUUAAAAACAAAUAAUUCUAAUGGUUUACUAGAGAGUUCGUUACAUAGUAGCAGUAGUAACAUAAUAAACAAACUAAGUAGUAACAAUGGUAGUAUUAGUAAUAAUCACAAUCAUAAUAACGGUAGUAGCAUUAUGAAUAUGAAUGUUGGUUAUAAUUUAAAUAGUUCAAAUAGUAUUCAAAAAAAGAAUAGCUACGAUUAUAAUGCUGAUUAUAACUCUAAGAUGAGUGCUAAUGGUUCCGAAAUGUCUUUAACGAAUCAAGAAAGUAGUGAUUUGAUAAUGAAUAAUAAUGUCAAAUCUGAUGCUAGCAUGAUUAUUAAUAAUAGUUACAAGCAUAACAAAAACGAUUUAGGUAGAAAUAUUGGAAUGAAUGGUAACAACAACAGUAAUGGUAUCAAUAAUAACAGUAGUAGCAGUAAUGCCAAUCACAGCAGUAGUAGUAAUAAUAACAAUAAUAAUAAUAAAAAUAAAAAAAAUAUUAAUACUAAUAAUACUAAUAAUACUAAUAAUACUAAUAAUAAUAAUAAUAAUAAUAAUAAUAAUAAUAAUAAUAAUAAUAAUAAUAAUAGCAAUAGCAACAGCAAUAGCAACAGCAAUAGCAAUAGCAAUAGUAGUACCAAUGCACAUGUUAGUAGUAGUAAUAAAAGCACAAAGAGUUUGAAAAACACGUCCACAAUAUCCCCUGUACCAACAACAAAUUACGGAAUGGGGAAACUUAAAUAUGAAAUGCCUGUGGGUGUGAACCCUAAUGAUGAUAAAGUAAAAGGGGUAUAUUUUUCAAAAUCACCUAGAGGUGUAGGAAAAUGGAAUGCAUAUUUUCAAAUAGCUAACAAUAAGAGACUAUUUACAAGUUUUAGUGUAAGUAAAUAUGGAUAUAAUGAAGCAAGAAAAUUAUCCAUAUUAAAAAGAACGGAAUGGGAAAAGGAAUAUAAACAUCAUACGGAUUUAAAAAAUUCGGAUGGGAAAAAAGGAAAAAAAAAGAGUAGUAAUGUAAUUACAAGUAGUAGUAAUUUAGUAAAAAAUAAUGUAAAAAAUAUUUCUUCCUUAGGUAAUAAUUCUAAUCAUUCGAACAGUGAUGAUUCUAUGACCUAUACUAAAGAUAGUAAAAUGAAAGAUGACUGUUUACUAUACUCAAAUGAUGAUGAAGAUGGUUGUCUAAUAAGUAACAAAUUAACAGCAGAUAUAACUAGCGAUAUGAACGAUCCACAUAUAUUAACAACAGGCAGUAGAAAAAUGAACAAGUUAACUAUGGCUAAUGGUGCUAAUAGUAAUCAUCAUCAUCACCAUCAACAUAAUAAUAAUAAUGCUACUACUGGCAAUAGUAAUAAUAAUGACUAUGUGAAAGUAGAGGAUAACAUAAAUUUUUUUAUUGAAUGCGCAAAAAAUGAUAGUGGCUCAUUUAACACAGUUGAUUUAUUAAGAUCUAGCUUGAAUGCGGAUAACAGGAAAAGUAGUAACACCAAAAAAGGCUCUCUAAAUUUUGGCUCCAAUACAUUAAUUAAUUCGUAUACUAAUGGUGGUAUAGACAAUAAGCAAUCAUUAAACUCUUCAAGGAUGUUAUCUAACUCGUUAGGCCUGUCAAAUAAAUACAUUCGAAACCUUCACUUUCCUGCCAUCGAUUCACAUGCUGUGAGCAACUUUUUGGAAGCAGUGGCGGAUGAUCAGAAGAUUUCUUCCUAG